CGGGUUUUUAUUGUCAAGCAGGAUAUGAGUUCAGAUCAAGAGAUUAACGAGGACAUCCAAAUGGAGGGAGGAUCGAAAACUCGAAAAUAAUAAAGAUCAGGUUGGAGAGUUUGGAAGAGUCAGAGAUUAUGUCAUCGGAGCCUCCCCCUUUCCAGGAAGCAGCGCGCUGUGACGUCUGCAAAUGUAGCUUCAAUACCUUCAGGCGACGGCAUCACUGCCGAAGUUGUGGGAGGACUUUGUGCAGUGAACAUUCAUCAAAUCAAAUGGCCUUACCACAAUUUGGCAUUCACUCAUUUGUUAGAGUUUGCGCCGACUGCUUUAACCAUUCCUCUAGAUCUGGAAACGAUAAUCCACAAGCUUCUUUAGAUGGAGUUGAUCGUGUAACAGAUACAGUUUCUAAAUUAGACAUAAGUGCUGAUGUAGAUUCUAAAGCUCGACCAACUGACGAGCAUCGAUCUGUGUCAGUCAUUUCAGAAUGUAAGUGUGGAAUGCCUUUAUGCAUUUGUGAAGCUCCAGGCCCCCCGGCUGAUGCACUCCCUCUGCAGAGGAAAAUUGCGUCAAACAUUACUCCUCAAACUAAUCCAAAACCAAAGAAGGUGGACACCAUUCCAAGGAAUAGAGGUGCCACUUCUAGCAACAAGUUGAGUUCUGUUUUCAAUCUGGGUCAAGUGACCAAUGGUACUCUGAAUGAACCUCAGAUGGAUUAUGAACCCAAUGGGGAGGGUUUAAGAGAAGCUAUAAAGAAUGGUGACACUGCUGCAGUUAAGAAACUUCUGAGCGAGGGUGUGGAUGCAAAUUACCGCGACAAGCAAGGAUUGUCUUUGCUACAUUUGGCGGCACUCUUUAAUCAAACCGACAUAGUUUUCAUCCUAAUGGAGUGUGGAGCAAGCAUGGAUUACAAGAAUGCACAGGGAGAAACACCAUUGGAUUGUGCUCCUGCCACUUUGCAAUACAAGAUGCGAAAGAAGAUGGAAGAAGGAAACUUUGGGGAAGAAGACGAGGUUUUUGACGAGAGAGAGAGAGAGAGAGAGAGAGAGAGAAGGACUUUGAGCUUCUGCCCAAACAUCAGUAGAGGCAACAAGUCCACAAAGCAUGGCAAUUGGCUUCCUCCACUUGCUCACAGGAACAAAAUGAGGACGAAGCGUUAGGACAGACAUGGCCCAAGAAAGAGUUGACAUAAGCCUAAGCACAUUUUAUGUAAUGUUUGAAUUUAGAUUUUUGUAAAAGAACUUUGUAAUUUAAUUUAAUGAUUUCUGCU
This is a messenger RNA of Juglans regia (Persian walnut), 1258 nucleotides long. RefSeq names its product hepatocyte growth factor-regulated tyrosine kinase substrate. The transcript is spliced from 13 exons. The record is from RefSeq and is a predicted model, not a curated record. Gene Ontology annotation, molecular function: phosphatidylinositol-3-phosphate binding; ubiquitin binding; metal ion binding. Gene Ontology annotation, biological process: protein targeting to vacuole; protein transport to vacuole involved in ubiquitin-dependent protein catabolic process via the multivesicular body sorting pathway. Lineage: Eukaryota; Viridiplantae; Streptophyta; Magnoliopsida; Fagales; Juglandaceae. The coding region runs from base 129 to 1148 and encodes 339 amino acids. Gene Ontology annotation, cellular component: ESCRT-0 complex.